Messenger RNA from Didymosphaeria variabile, 1503 nucleotides. RefSeq lists its product as uncharacterized. The transcript has 2 exons. Gene Ontology annotation, biological process: regulation of membrane potential; sodium ion export across plasma membrane; proton export across plasma membrane. Gene Ontology annotation, cellular component: plasma membrane. The record is from RefSeq and is a predicted model, not a curated record. Gene Ontology annotation, molecular function: sodium:proton antiporter activity. Bases 1 to 1503 code for a protein of 500 amino acids. NCBI's taxonomy places the organism in Eukaryota, Fungi, Ascomycota, Dothideomycetes, Pleosporales, Didymosphaeriaceae.
AUGCUUGCAUCAAAGAGAUAUUUAGACAUGGCGUGGAAACAACUGGAGCCGACUGCCCCGCACGUCACCUACGGGACUAUAACAUUCUUCCUACUCACCUACGCCAUCUUCUCCCUCUUCAUCCGCAAUCGCCUUCAUCUUUCCGAACCACCUCUUGCAACCAUCUUCGGCAUCAUCGUGGGGCCAAAAGGGCUCGCCUUCCUCAGACCCUACGACUGGGGCUUUGGUGAUGAUGUUGUCCAAGAAUUUACGCGGCUCAUCGCUGGCAUACAAUGUUUUGCCGUCGGUCUGGAACUCCCGGAGUACUAUUUUACGAAAGGAGGGAAGUGGAAGGAUAUUGCUGUUCUGUUGGGUCCGGUGAUGACAUUCGGCUGGAUCGUUUGUGCCGCUUUCAUCGUCAUCCUCUUCGAGACUGAUAUCGCGACGGGACUUGUUAUAUCCGCAUGUCUUACGCCCACGGAUCCCGUACUCGCGGCCUCCGUCCUUUCAAACUCCCAAUUCAGCACGCGCGUCCCGAAGCGUGUGAGGGAUCUGCUCUCCGCUGAGUCUGGCGUCAACGACGGCGUGUCCUUCCCCUUCCUUUACCUCGGUCUGUCCAUUAUUGCGCGCACCACGGUCUCCGGCAUCCUCAAGAAAUGGGUUUUGAUCACCAUCCUGUACCAGUGCGCGUUCGGCACUAUUCUAGGUCUCGCCAUCGGAUUUACUUUCAACAAAGUGUUCACAUACAGCUACAAGCGCGAAUUCAUGGGUUCAGCGUCGUACCUGUCUUUCUACCUCCUGCUCGCUGUCUUCGCGCUUGGUCUCGCGAGCACGCUAGGUGUAGACGACUUCCUAGUCACGUUCUUCGCGGGGCUGGGGUUCUCGCAUGGAGGGAACUUUCCUACUGCUGAUGCACGGUUACCCAUAAUAAUCGACCUCGUACUCAACUCUACUAUGUUCGUAUUCUUCGGAGCGAUGAUACCCUGGGCAUCUUUCAACGCGCUGGAUUCUAUCACACCAGGCCGGUUGUUUGGAUUGCUGGCGCUGAUACUGGCGUUCAGACGUAUACCCGUCGUCUUCGCAGCCUACAAACUCCGCCUCCUCCCGCACAUCCGUACCUCCACCGAAGCCCUUUUUGCAGGCCACUUCGGCCCCAUAGGCGUCGGCGCGCUCUUCUUGGCAAUCGAAGCCCGUGCGCAGUUGGAAACAGAUACUUCCUUACCUCUCCCCAACCCGCCGGAUCAUUUGCCCCCCGAGAUGCAGAGGACGGUCACAUUGGUGUGGCCGAUUAUCUGCUUUGUGGUGCUAGGUAGUGUACUCGUGCAUGGGCUCAGUACGUUGGUUAUUAGUGUGGGAGGGCACUUCGCGAGGAAGCAGGGGGAGAGGGCGCCGUUGCUUGGGGCGGAAACGGAGGGGCUCCAUGGGAUGGUUUUUGAUGAGGACGAUGAGGAGAGGCGAGAGGAAAACGAGGAAGAUGAUGAAGAAGAAGGGGCGAGGAGGCAUGCGCUGCUUAGGGGAACGUGA